UGAUUUCUUUCCUCUAUUUUUUCUUCCUGUUAUUAAGUUCAGAAGCUUAUACAAUGACUCCCUAAACCUAUUUCAUGAUCAUCUUCUACAUUCUGUUUUUUACACAUUAAUUGCUCGCUGAUUCCUAGCAUUAGAGAGGGUGUUUGUCUUGCUGGUCUUCUCCUUUGUGCAGUGAAGAUCAAGAUAGAGAGUUAUUCUAGGUGUUUUAUCUUGGAGACAUCGGGACCAUUACUGCUUGCACAAUCUUUUGUAGAGCCACGAAACUUCUUAAAGGAGUGACCUAGUCCGCGGCUCAGCUCAUUCUUUUUUGGUAAUAUUCUUCUGCUUCUUUGCUUUCUGUUUUCAACAACAAUUAAAGGCCUUAAAUGGGCAAUCUAGUUCCUCUAAAGGGUAAUAAGGGAAACAAUCAUUUCUAUAUACAAAAAAAAAAAAUGCUUGAAGAGAAGCAAAUCGCUGUUCUUGGUUGAGGCUCUGCGAAGAUGAUGGGUUCCAAAAGAAGGGCUUGUGAUUAAAGAAUUCCAUGCUUUGGAAACACACCUGCAUUUGAGAAGUGAUUUCACUGACAAUCUUGAAAGGAUUUCUACGAGUAGUUCUUGAUGGAAGUAAUCCUACAUUCUUUCCACGUCUCGAGUAUGAUCUAUUGUUUGAGUAUGUAAGGGUAAGAACCCUACCCAAUGCUGUUGAAUUGAGAUUAUUAGGUCAUAUAAGGCGGGAGUGGAGAAAAAUGGGUGUACCACUGUUGGAUCCUUAGAAAAAGUCCUAAUAGAGAACUAAAGGGAGGCAUAAAAUAUUUACGGAUAAAUGGGCUAUUUGCUAAAAAAAGUUUAAAUUGGAUAAAUUUGGUUUUUAGUAUAAGUUCAUGAGAUUUUUUGGUAAAAAAAUUUGAAUUGGAUGUAUUUGAAUUUUGGAAACAAGUUCAUGAAGCUAUUUCCUGGAAAAAUCUAAAUUAGAUAUAUUUGAUCUUUGAUGCAAGUUUACGAGACUAUUUGCUAAAAGAAUUUAAAUUGUGGGUAUUUGACUCUGAAAAUAAAUUCAAAAGGGUAAAUUGAAGUUGCAGCCAUAUAAACAAAAUUCAAUAGCCAUUAGAGAAUAUUUGAAAUUGUCACUUUAAGUAUUUUGGACCUUUUAAAAUUUUAGCUAAGGUGGGUUUAGUUGCCUAUAAGCUAGAAUUACCAUAUCAUUCCAACAUCCAUCCUGUGUUUCUUGUGUCGCUCCUCAAGAAACAAGUUGGAGAAGGUUCUUCUGGUACUACUAAACUGCCUUUAGUGCAUUCUAAUGGGUACUUUAAGGUGCAACCAUUGUUAAUUCUUCAACAAAGGGAAAUUAUGAGAAAGAAACAAAGAGUGCAGCAAGUGUUGGUUCAAUGGUUGGAUAUGUCUCCUGAAGAAGCUAACUGGGAGGAUCUUUCUUUCCUUCAAGCUCAAUUUCCUGACUUCUUUCUUGAGGACAAGAAAGAUCUUGCAGAGAGGGGUAAUGUCAAGUACCAGCAAUGCCAAUUCAGCUCUAAUUUGGCAAAAGUAGCAUAGAUGGCAGUUGAAAUGGCAGUCAAUGAUAGCCAAGUUAGAUGACUACUAAACGUCAACGAAUAAAUUGUGCGUGUGCUAGAUAUUUUGGUUGUUUUUGUUUAUUUUAUUUUUAUUUAGCUGUUAUUUCUUUUUAUUUGUUUGUAUUAGCUGUCAUUAUGCGUCAUGAAGGGAUCCUAAAAAUGAUUGGACCAAAAUAGAGCAAAAGCAAUGAGUAAAUAAUGACGAAAGUUAUCACAAUCAAUGCAAUUCUCUACUUAUUUUAUUUAUCAUUCUUUCUCUAUCCUUUAUCCUUAAUUCUCAUCCCUUAUAAUUUCCAAGUUCUUUCCUACUCUACUGCUCAUUUCAUUAUGCAAAUAUAAUCAUUCUUCCGCUGCUAUACUAGAGAGGUGCUUGACCAUACAUGAGCCAGGUACCUGACAAUCAGACAGAUGGGGCAAGAGUGAACUGAAAUAUAUCUAUUCUUGUCGGGAAGUGGGAAAAAGAAAGAAAGAAAGAGAGAGAAAGAGCUACAAUGAGCAGAAAAGGAAAAGUGGUGUGUGUAACAGGAGGAUCAGGUUUCAUAGCUUCUUGGCUUGUCAAGCUCUUGCUUCAGCGUGGUUACACUGUUAAAGCCACUGUUUCUGAUCUAUGUAAUCCUAGGAAAACAGAUCACUUGUGUGCACUAGAUGGAGCCGAAGAAAGACUUUACUUGUUCAAAGCAAAUUUAGUUGAUGAAGGAGCUUUCGAUCCCAUAGUUGAGGGAUGUGAAGGUGUAUUUCAUGUAGCUUCUCCUUUAUCUCUUUCAGCAAAUGACCCACAGAUAUUGCUUGAGCCUGCAAUUAAGGGAACGUUGAAUGUUCUCAAUUCCUGUUCAAAACUGCCUUCUAUCAAGAGAGUAAUUGUAACAUCUUCGAUGGCAGCAGUCACAUGCAAUGGGAGACCUCUGACUCCUGAUGUGGUAGUUGAUGAGACUUGGUAUUCAGAUCCAGCUUUCUGUGAACAAAAUAAGCUAUGGUACAUGCUUUCAAAAACCUUAGCUGAGGAUGCUGCAUGGAAAUUUGCAAAAGAAUAUGGAAUUGACUUAGUUACAAUAAAUCCAGGAUGGGUGAUUGGUCCUUUUUUACAGCCAAUGCCUAAUCUCACUCUGGAGAUUAUAUUGAACCGCAUAAAAGGUCAAACAUUUCCAAAUGAAAAUUUAAGAUUUGUUGAUGUCAGAGAUAUUGCAAAUGCACAUCUUCUAGCUUUUGAAAAACCUGAAGCUAGUGGCAGGUACUGUUUAGUUGAACGAGUUGCACACUUAUCUGAGUUCUUGAAGAUUUUGUGCAAGCAAUACCCCACAAUGUGUGUUCCUGAAAAAUGUUCUGAUGACAAGCCUUUUGUGCCAAAAUAUGAAGUAUCCAAGGAGAAAAUAAAAGCCUUGGGUUUGGAUUUCACUCCUUUGGAGGUUACUGCUAGGGACACCAUUGAAUGCUUUAAAGAGAAAGGCUUUAUUAAUAUCUGACUAUUCAGUUUUUCCAAAUGCCUCACUGGGUUGUGAUCAUUGACAUUAUUUUUAUCAGAACAAAUUUGUAUUCUCUUCAAUAGGGAACAAUAAAUUACAAGUUCUGUAAUUUUAUCAUUUUUCAUAUCCCUUUGUAACUGUAUAUUCAAAUAUAAAAUAUGUAAUGAGGCUAUCCCACUCUCAUAGGUUUUCACUUAUAAGGUGGAGUUUUUCUUCUA
This is a messenger RNA of Ricinus communis (castor bean), 3224 nucleotides long. RefSeq names its product phenylacetaldehyde reductase-like. NCBI's taxonomy places the organism in Eukaryota, Viridiplantae, Streptophyta, Magnoliopsida, Malpighiales, Euphorbiaceae. The coding region runs from base 2038 to 3006 and encodes 322 amino acids. Gene Ontology annotation, molecular function: oxidoreductase activity, acting on the CH-OH group of donors, NAD or NADP as acceptor. The transcript is spliced from 6 exons. The record is from RefSeq and is a predicted model, not a curated record.